AUGGAUUCGAUACCUGAGAAAUCAAGAUUAUUCAGAGAGCAACUAAUAUUAACAGAAAAAAUCAUAUUAAUUAUCGUUGCCAUAUGCGCAAUUCUGGGAAAUACUUUCGUUUUGGUCGCCACUUGGAGAGAAAGAAGUCUUCAUCAACCAAAUAAGUAUUUUAUCGCUUGCCUGGCUGUUGCUGAUCUUGUUGUGGGAAUUUUUGUAGCACCAAUGACGGCGAAUGAACUUAAUUUCGUUCACGAAUCGCGAGAUGCAAAGCCUACUCACACAUGUCGCUUUAUGGUUUGGUUAGACACGUUUGCGUUAACAGCAUCGUUCUAUAUACUAACCGUCAUAAGUUUUGACCGAUACCUUAAAAUCAGCAAGCCUCUUCAUUACAGAUCACGAAUGACAACUUUCAAAUUACUUAAAAUUAUUUCCUGCAUUGUCUUAAUUUCAAGUGUCUACGCCAGUUACAAUGCCAGCUCUCAUUCAGGGAGCUGGGGAAUCCUAGACACUGGAACCGGAUUUUGCUCUGAUGCUGCCAAAAUUGACAAAGUCGGAAAGGGAUUUUUCACCUUCUUCAUAAUAAUGGCGUUUUUUCUCCCCACAAUAUUCACUCUUGCCAUGUACGUUCGCAUUUUCUUUAUUGCUCGCAAACGUCAAAAAAUGUUUCGGAGUGGCCAACUACGCCAAAAUUCAAAUAACAAAAACCGCGAGAAUGCUUUUCUUCAAAAUAUGAAAGUCAUUCGUAUGCAAUGGGCUGUUAUGGGAGUGUUCAUAUUGUGUUGGAGUCCCGGAUUUAUUUGGAUGCUGGUCUCACUAUAUUACCCACAUUUAAUUGAUUAUGACAAUAAUUUGCAAAAGGAAAAUAUCGACAUAUUUCAUGUUAUCUCAAACACGCUUCCAAUAUUUAACAGCCUAUGUAAUCCAGUCAUCUACGCUUGGCUGGAUCAAACGUACAGAAAAGCUUUUAAACACCUGUUCAAAAAAAUUAUGUGUCGGCCCGAUGCGAGAAGGCACCCACCGAUAGUUCCAAUUGAGUUACGUUCAUGA
This is a messenger RNA of Dendronephthya gigantea, 1038 nucleotides long. RefSeq names its product beta-1 adrenergic receptor-like. The coding region runs from base 1 to 1038 and encodes 345 amino acids. Gene Ontology annotation, molecular function: G protein-coupled receptor activity. The record is from RefSeq and is a predicted model, not a curated record. Gene Ontology annotation, cellular component: membrane. Gene Ontology annotation, biological process: G protein-coupled receptor signaling pathway. NCBI's taxonomy places the organism in Eukaryota, Metazoa, Cnidaria, Anthozoa, Malacalcyonacea, Nephtheidae. The transcript has a single exon.